AUGCAGGAAGACUUCAAAGGUUCGAAGGCCAAUGCCGACAUCACUUUUGAGUCUGCGACGGAAGAUGAGACCGAUUCCGUGCCCAAGGGGUCAACUCACGUCUUGGACACAGCUGAAGACAUCGUUGAUCAAAUCCUCGAUACCGAAGACGAUCCAACUGAGAAGGCAUUGACGUUCCGAACUUGGUUCCUGGGCAUUGGCCUUUCGAUCUUCGCCUCAGUCCUCCAGGAAAUCUUCUACUUCAAGCCGCAAACCAUCUUUGUUUCCCUGGUCUUCUUGACUGUCAUAGCCUACGUUCUCGGAGAUGCAAUGGCCUAUGCCAUCCCUCGCAAAGGCUGGCUUCGAUACCUGAAUCCUCAUGAGUUCAAACGCAAAGAGCAUGCAGCCAUUACCAUCAUGGCUUCUGCAGCAGCAGUCAGUGCUCUGGCCACCGAAGCAUUGGCUGCCCAAGCCCUUUUCUAUGGUGGAUAUCCCAGUAAAGGUGCUGGAAUCUUCAUCGUCUUGUCGUCUCAGCUUCUUGGUUUUGGUGUAGCCGGCAUGCUGCGUGACAUUCUGGUCUAUCCCACCAAGAUGUUAUGGCCCAUGACACUCCCUGUAACGACCCUACUACAAACCAUCCACAAGGACAAAGCGGAAACCAAGAAACGCAUGCGUGUUUGGUAUAUUGUGUUCUUUGCCAUUUUUUUCUGGGAGAUCCUGCCAGAAUACAUGUUCACUGUAUUGACUGGUGUCUCGAUCUUCUGUCUAGCUGAUCAACAUAACCUUGUCUUUACCAACCUCUUUGGUGGUGCUUCAGGUAACGAAGGACUCGGAUUUCUCUCUUUCUGUUUCGACUGGAACUACAUCGCAUCCUUCCAGUCUCCCCUGUGGUACCCACUUCAGACGACGGUCAAUAUGUUGAUCGUUAUCAUUGGAUGCUACAUUUUGUUCAUGGGUAUCUACUACGGCAACAUUUGGGAAUCUCAGAACUUCCCUUUCCUAUCUCAAGCACUUUACAACAGCACGUCUACUGCGAGCAACUACACAAUCUACAACCAGAGUCUUAUCUUGAACGACCGGUUUGAAAUAGACUUCGACCUACUGGCCCAAGAAGGAGUGCCUUAUCUGACUGGAAGUUACAUCGCCUAUCUGAUCACAUCAAACGCAGGACUAGCAGCUACAUUUGUAUACAUGCUGUUGUGGAACUGGAAUGACCUCAAGGCGGCCUGGACGUGGGCCCAUCCUCGUAACUUGUCCAAGUUGCUCGACCCCAACACAUAUAUGUUUUGGCGCAACCAAGAGACUCCGGAAGAGCGCAUGAAGCGCAAGAUCGAUGACCCUGAUCUAGAUCCUCACUACAAAGUCAUGUUACUCGGCAGGUAUCGCGAGGUACCGAUGUGGUGGUGGGCUGCUGUCAUGGUGAUCAGCUGGGUGGUUGGUAUCAUCUGCCUCUAUUCGAUCAAGUCGACCCUUCCUGGCUGGGGCUAUCUGCUUGCACUGAUACUCACCUUUGUUUUCACGCUAUUCUUUGGCGCUCAGUCAGGUAUCACAGGAUUUGGCUUCAACAUUCAGCCCAUUUGUCAGAUGCUUGCAGGCUACCUCUUCCCUGGUCGUCCCCUUGCGAACUUCUAUUUCACUUGCUUUACAUACAACACUUCGUCCCAAGCUACACUGCUUGGAAAGGAUCUGAGGUUGGCCCAGCAGAACCAUAUCUCGCCCCGCAUAACCUUCAUUCUGCAGAUAACUGGCUGUCUUGUGGGUGGUAUCUUCAACUGGGUGAUGAUGGACAGCAUCGUCAAGAACCAAGCACCAAUCUUGACAUCAAUUCAAGGCACAAACAUCUGGUCCGGUCAGAACGUCCAACAGUUCAAUACUCUUGCGAUUGCGUGGAGUAUUGCAUCCAAGAUGUUCAGUGUGGGUUCGCGCUAUGAGUGGGUGACACUAUCCUACUUCAUUGGCUUCAUUGUUCCUCUCCCUACAUACAUCGCCUAUCGCUACACCAAGAACCCGGCUUGGGGUUAUCUUAACCCAUCUAUCAUCCUCUGGUACAUGGGCAACUUGUUCGUCGGCAUCAACAGUUCGCUCACCAUGUUCUUCGUUCUUGCUUUCAUCAGUCAGUUCUGGAUCCGCAAGUACCACCCUCAGCUGUUUGUCAAGUACAACUAUCUUGUCUCUGCAGCCAUGGACGGAGGUACGCAGGUCAUGGUGUUCAUCCUUACCUUCGCGGUUGCGGGUGGUAGUGGUAAAGCCCAUCCAUUCCCCACUUGGGCCGGUAAUCCGAAUCUGAGCGUACACAACGCUGAUUACUGCAUGGUCAACCCAGCCAACAAUGGUUAG
Molecule: messenger RNA, 2316 nt
Organism: Aureobasidium melanogenum CBS 110374
Lineage: Eukaryota; Fungi; Ascomycota; Dothideomycetes; Dothideales; Saccotheciaceae
Product: OPT superfamily oligopeptide transporter
Exons: 5
Coding region: 1-2316 (771 amino acids)
Biological process (GO): transmembrane transport
Molecular function (GO): oligopeptide transmembrane transporter activity
Source: RefSeq, a predicted model, not a curated record